Molecule: messenger RNA, 3059 nt
Organism: Melanotaenia boesemani (Boeseman's rainbowfish)
Lineage: Eukaryota; Metazoa; Chordata; Actinopteri; Atheriniformes; Melanotaeniidae
Gene: actr1b
Product: actin related protein 1B
Exons: 11
Coding region: 256-1386 (376 amino acids)
Source: RefSeq, a predicted model, not a curated record
UGAUUUCCCUUCUGUCAAUCGGGGCCAGCACCAACUUGAUUGGUUUCUUUGGCUGCCAAUCAAGCAGAAGCCACGACAAUGCGGUGUUGUGGUAUGGAGGCGGGGCUAUGUUGAGCGGCACCAGCAGCAGAGGAGCGGCGUCGACACGGUGGACCGCACAGUGACAGGGCGUUAUCUUUUACAUGGUUAAAACACUAAACGAAGAGGAAGACGCACGCGGAUCAAUAGAAACAUAUCUAAAAUACUCAGUCCGUCAUGGAGUCCUAUGACAUUUUAGCUAACCAGCCGGUUGUGAUUGAUAAUGGUUCGGGGGCCAUCAAGGCUGGUUUUGCAGGUGACCAGAUCCCCAAAUACUGCUUCCCUAACUAUGUGGGACGUCCCAAGCAUGUGCGUGUGAUGGCAGGAGCCCUGGAGGGAGACCUCUUCAUCGGACCCAAAGCAGAGGAGCACAGGGGCUUGUUGUCGGUGCGCUACCCGAUGGAGCACGGGAUAGUGAAUGACUGGAACGACAUGGAGAGGAUCUGGCAGUACGUUUACUCCAAAGAGCAGCUGCAGACUUUCUCUGAGGAGCAUCCUGUGCUGCUGACUGAAGCUCCACUCAAUCCCAGCAAGAACAGAGAGAAAGCUGCAGAGAUCUUCUUCGAGACGUUCAACGUUCCUGCUCUCUUCAUCUCCAUGCAGGCUGUGCUGAGCUUGUACGCCACAGGCCGCACCACCGGUGUCGUGUUGGAUUCCGGUGAUGGCGUGACCCACGUCGUGCCCAUCUACGAGGGCUUUGCCAUCCCUCACUCCAUCAUGCGCGUGGACAUCGCUGGUAGAGACGUCUCACGGUACCUUCGUCUGCUGCUGCGUAAGGAAGGCUACAACUUCAACACGUCCGCUGAGUUUGAGGUCGUCCGUACCGUCAAAGAGAGAGCCUGCUACCUUUCUCUGAACCCUCAGAAGGACGAGACUUUAGAAACAGAGAAGGCUCAGUAUGUUCUCCCCGAUGGCAGCACUUUAAAUAUUGGUCCGGCGAGGUUCCGGGCACCGGAGCUGUUGUUCAGACCCGACCUGAUCGGAGACGAGAGCUCGGGGAUCCACGAGGUUCUGGCCUACGCCAUCCAAAAGUCUGACAUGGAUCUGCGGCGCAUGCUCUUCUCUACCAUCGUGUUGUGUGGAGGGUCAACACUGAUCAAAGGAUUUGGGGAAAGACUACUAACUGAAGUGAAGAAGCUUGCACCCAAAGACGUGAAGAUCAAAAUCUCUGCGCCACAGGAGAGGCUGUACUCCACAUGGAUCGGCGGCUCCAUCUUGGCAUCGUUGGACACCUUUAAAAAGAUGUGGGUGUCAAAGCGGGAGUAUGAAGAAGACAGAGCACGUGCCAUCCACAGGAAGACCUUCUAGAUGCAGGGGGAGGGGCGGCACCACACCCCCAGCCCCUCAGAACUGCCCUCAGACAUCUCCCAUCAUACUGCUGGAGAACUUCCCUGACAUCAGCAGGAACAUCUGUAUCGUCCUUUAUCAGCCCAGCUCCCACCUUCCCACCCAGAGAAACACAUAUUUCUAUGUGCUGGUUCCCACAUGGACCCCCGCCCCCCGUUCUUCCUGCUGUCAGGUGACGGUGACAGCACCAUCCUCCCCUCUGCACACACACCCCCCACUCAAACACUCACAUUCAGAGGGCGUCAGGGUAUCUCAGAGGGCGAUGGUUAGCACUGUGGACUCCUAUUACUCUCAUCGAGGCCACGUUGAAGUAUUGUUGCUCUCUCGCCUCCGCAGCCCCGUGAGCUGUAAAAUAUCAUGAAACGUCAAAAACCUUACAUGGUUCUUUUCUUUGCUACUGUUGAAAUUUCCAUUCCAGAUCGAAGAUUUACGUUUUUUUUUUUUUUUUAUUUUGUUUAUUUUGUAGGCUUUUUCCCCAUCCUUGCAUCGAUUAGCUCGUACUCAACAAAAGGUUUGAAGUAGUACAUUAAAGAUCACUUUAUUGUAAGUCUAAACUGCACAGUAAUCAUUCAACCCGCCUGAAGUUCCUGUCAUUAGCAGUGACAUGUUGUGUGUGGACAUGAAACCACAUGUUUGUUUGGAGAUGUUCACCGCCAUCUUUGUUAAAACAUUUGGGAAACACCUUCAUUUAUUUAUUUUUGUUUUUUAAAUCUGUCUCCAGAUUCCACAUUUACAAGGAGAAAUGCCUUUUUUUUUUUCUUUCCCCCCUCCUUUGGGCCUGCUCUGACUGCUUCCUGUUUACUGUGCACGCUUUGUCUCUGCUGUAGAGUUCAGAUUAAACAAAGUAUCCCUGUGGGCUUGCUACUAAAAGAACCUUCCUGUUCAUCUGUGGUAAGAAGACACUUUUUAUUACUGAGGUUUAGGUAAUGUUUGAUUGUACUGCUGCAGAGCUGUCAUAUCAGGAUUAGUGGGGACGGUUAUUUUCUCUAUUGAUUCGCAGACAUGAAACAGAUGACGGGACAAGUAAAUCAAAACAAUGUGGAAAUGCAAAGAGAAAUGAAGUAACUAAUAAAAUGAAGACAAAUCAUAUAUAUUUGUUCAUUUAUCUUUGUAUAUCAACAUAAUUUCAGCAAUUAUUUGUGUGUAUGUGCUUGGAUUUUUCAUUGUAUGAAUUUAUUUUCAUUCUUUUCAUUUUUCCUUGCUCUUGUGUCAGCUGCUCUAACCGUUCGGUUGAGUUGACUAAUGUUGACUGGUUAAUGGAAGGCUGCUGGUUCAAAACUAGAAGCUUAAAUCUUCAUUUCAGCUGUUACAAUGAGCACAAGCACCAGGGAAAUAGAAAGCAUGGGGAUUAAUAUUUAGAAAAAUAACCCAAAAAAAGUACCUUACUUGCAGUAAAGGAAAAAUAAAAUGUAUAAAUAAAUAUACAGAAAUAAAUGAACAAAUAUUAUUACUUAUAUUGUUCUUUUUUUAUUGUUUUACAGUUUUUUUUCUCUUUUCUCCCCUUUUUCUCUAUUGUCAUUCUAUAGAUUGAAAAGAAAUCCAGAUUUUGCAUCUGUUUCUUGAAACUACAAAACAGAUGAGCAAGUUUCCGAAGCCCAGAGUCAGGAUGGAGUUAGCUGUCAGAGGAUUUUUAA